UGGUGGAAUGACGAAGAAGUGUAUCAACUCGAGCGACGCGCUAUCUUCAGCAAGACAUGGCUCUUCGUGACCCACACGUCGAGAUUCCAGAAGCCCGGUGAUUAUCGAACCUUCGAUAUCACAGGUUUCUCAUUCCUCCUCAUCCUGGGGAAGGACAGACAGCUCCGCGCCUUCCACAACGUAUGCCGGCAUCGUGCGUACGCAGUGACGAAGAAAGAAUGCGGGAGCUCCAUAGUCCUCGGAUGUAGGUACCACGGCUGGAGCUACGACACCAGGGGCAAGCUACUCAAAGCCCCGGAAUUUGAGAACGUGAAGGGCUUCGAGAAGGACCUGAAUGGGCUAUGGGAAGUCAAGACCGAGAUUCGGGAAUCCAUGGUCUUUAUUAACUUUGAUGUUGGCAAUGAGGUCACGAGU
Molecule: messenger RNA, 414 nt
Organism: Amorphotheca resinae ATCC 22711
Lineage: Eukaryota; Fungi; Ascomycota; Leotiomycetes; Helotiales; Amorphothecaceae
Exons: 2
Molecular function (GO): 2 iron, 2 sulfur cluster binding
Source: RefSeq, a predicted model, not a curated record